Messenger RNA from Pichia kudriavzevii, 852 nucleotides. RefSeq lists its product as uncharacterized. The transcript has a single exon. Gene Ontology annotation, cellular component: mitochondrion. Gene Ontology annotation, molecular function: 3'-5'-RNA exonuclease activity; nucleic acid binding. The record is from RefSeq and is a predicted model, not a curated record. NCBI's taxonomy places the organism in Eukaryota, Fungi, Ascomycota, Pichiomycetes, Pichiales, Pichiaceae. The coding region runs from base 1 to 852 and encodes 283 amino acids.
AUGCUCAAGAGAGCCUUUGGUAUUUUCAGUAGGAGUAAUUCCACAAAUAAAUCGAGCGGCGCCAUUUCGACGGCGUCAAACACACUAUCACCAAGCGAGAUUAUAUCCAAGGCACAAGAGAAGGCCAAGGAUCCUAAAUGCGAUGCCCUAAAGCCUAUAGUAUGGAUCGACUGCGAGAUGACGGGGCUCGACCAUCAGAAGGACAGCAUUAUUGAGAUAUGCUGUUUGAUAACAGACAAGGAUUUGAAGUUGAUUGAUGAGGAAGGGUACGAAUCUGUCAUUCAUCAAGAUCAAAAGGUGAUGGACUCUAUGAACGAGUGGUGUGUCAACCAGCAUGGGAAAAGCGGGCUCACUGAGAAGGUCAUCAAGAGCACCAAGACCAAGGAGGAAGUGGAGGCAGAGUUGUUGGAGUAUCUCAAGAAAUACAUGAAUCCCGGUGUAGGGAUCCUUGCAGGAAACAGCGUCCAUAUGGAUCGGUUAUUUAUGCUCAAGGAUAUGCCGAAAGUUGUCGAUUAUCUCACCUACAGAAUCAUCGACGUCAGUUCCAUUAUGGAGAUUGCAAAGAGGUUCCAUCCUCUAGUUGCCAACUCCAGGCCUCGUAAGAGAGGUGCACAUACUUCUCGUGCAGAUAUUCUGGAGAGUAUCCAAGAUCUUGAGUAUUACCGUGGGUCCUAUUUCCGUGGGCCAAAUGAGGCAACCGCCACUACAAUUAAGGAGUUUCUAAAGACAUGGCCAACUCCAGAACCUUCAAAUGAGGAUGAUAAAAACAACUUCAAGGAGGAGAAAAGCCAAGAUGAAGUCAAACUCUCCCAAAAUGGAAAUGAACAUCCAUCAAAGAGACGCAAAGUUUAA